GCCAGUUUUGCGGUUAUGCUUUUAACCUAACAAUACGCAUCCGUACAUUUAUGUGUUUGUACGUAUAAACACACAUACAUACAAAUUUAUAUGUCAUUACCACAUUGCACCAUCAUAAGUUCUUCAUGUUUUCAAUUUGGCCCUCUUUCAAAAUUAAAGUAGCAUUUUACAUGUGUAUUUCAGUUGUACAACAACAGUAAGCCGGCUCUAAAAAGUGUACGUACAUACAAACGUACAUACGUAUGUACUCGUAUAUACAUUUUUAUAUUCAAAUGCACACGUUUCAAAUGGUGGAUGGCGAGCUGUGCCGCCUCUAAUUAAACAGGAGCUGCCGUACUUCAGAUUCACAUUCUAAAUUCUCAGUAAUGUUGCAGAAAAUUCAAAGGUUUCGGUUUUACCAAUUAUUAAGAGGUUCUCCACUUCCGCGCCACCUUUAUAGCGAUCGGCUUACAGAACCAACGAGAGCAGCAGUUGGUUGUUUGAACCAUUUCCAGAACACCUUUCGGUACAAGCAACAUAUAUUAACGUACAGUUCCAGUUUUAAUUUGCCAGAACCCAACAAUAUGGCCAAUAGCAAAACUUCGCACUUUGUGUUACCAAAUACUCAACCAAUUGCUGAUUUGGAGUGCAAAAGCGCUUUCGAAAAUCUGACGGAAAAGGAAAAGUUAUACGCUCACUAUUUCAGCAGAGCAGCCUGGGAUGGUGGUCUGAUUGCUCUAAUUCAAUCGAGUCCCGAGGCACCACUGAUUUUCUCUUUGCUACACCGCAUUUUUGUCGCUGAGAAGCCAGCCGAUCUCAAAGCAAAAGCUCUGGACGCAGGCGUAACAGAGGAUGAGUUCACAGGGUUUCUCGUAUAUACCUGCGGCGUGUUUGCCAAUGCCGGUAACUACAAGGGAAUGGGUGACAGUAAAAUUAUACCCAAUUUAUCGGAGGAGAAAUUUGAGUUGAUAGUGCGCUCCUCCGCAGCAUAUGCUGCAGAGCCCCGCGUAGCUAAGAUUUUUGAGAGAGUAAAAGGUCUUAUUUAUGCACUGGAAUCACGCAAUGAGAUACUUGGUUUUGCGCCGGAUGGGAUAACGACUUAUUGGUCUGAUAAUUGCACUCGCGAAGACUCGGAAAUAGUUAAUGCUUGGUUGACCAAUAAACGUAUCGAGCCAUACAUGUGCCGCACUUUUAAAAUAUUAGAGAAUGGAAAAACCAUAUAUGACGUUAAACUUGGUUCCGUGGCUGAGGUACCCAAAGAGGGCAUAACCCUACCAUUGGAGGAUUACCAGGGUAACAGUUUUCGUGUGACUCGCGGUGAUUAUCAAAAGCUGUUACAGCGUGUUAAUAGCAAUUUGCGCGAAGCUAAAAACUAUGCUGCAAACGAAAAUGAAGCAAAUAUGAUCGAUCAUUACAUAAAAUCGUUUGAAGAAGGUUCUUUAGCGGAGCAUAAGGAUGGUUCGAGAUGGUGGAUUAAGGACAAAGGCCCUGUCAUCGAGACAUACAUUGGCUUCAUAGAAACAUAUCGCGAUCCUGCAGGUGGACGUGCAGAAUUCGAAGGUUUUGUUGCAAUGGUAAACAAAGAGAGCUCUGCGAAAUUUGCGGAGCUGGUGAAUCGUGCGGAGAAGCUUCUGGAAUACUUGCCCUGGUCGCAAGCUUACGAAAAGGAUUCGUAUUUAAAGCCAGACUUUACAUCUCUGGAUGUGCUGACUUUCGCUGGAAGUGGAGUUCCUGCGGGUAUCAACAUACCGAACUAUGAUGAGAUACGUCAAGAUGAAGGCUUUAAAAACGUGUCAUUGGGAAAUGUUUUAGCAAAUAUUAAUCGCAAAGAUCCCAUCCCUUUUCUCUCGGACGCAGAUCAAACGCUUAUGAAGGAGUAUAAAGUGAAAGCGUUCGAGGUCCAAGUCGGAUUGCACGAGUUGCUUGGUCAUGGAAGUGGCAAACUGUUUCGUAUUGAUGAAAAUGGUGCUCACAACUUUGAUGUUGAGAACACCAAGAACUUGAUAACUGGCGAGCCAAUCAGUAAGUGGUAUCAGCCGGGCGAGACGUACGACACUAAGUUUGGUGCUAUCGGAUCUUCCUACGAGGAGUGCCGCGCCGAAGCUGUCGGCCUUUAUUUGUCUCUGCAAAGGGACAUACUGGAAAUAUUUGGCUUUAAGGAUCCUGUCGAACAGGACAACAUAAUUUAUAUUAAUUGGCUUAGUCUUAUAUGGAACGGCAUGGGCGUUGCAUUGGAAAUGUACAAUCCUAAAUCGAAGCUUUGGAUGCAGGCACAUUCGCGCGCUCGCUUUGUUAUCAUGAAAAUGUUGCUAGAGGCGGGCGAAGGCUUAGUUACCGUGCAGGAGACUGAUAAUGGCAAAAAUUUAUUGCUUACAGUGGAUCCGAGUAAAAUUGAAACAGUCGGCAAAAAGGCGUUGGGCGAAUUUUUGACCAAACUGCAAGUAUAUAAGUCUACAGCAGACAUUGAAGCCGCCACAAAGAUGUACGAUCACUACUCGGAGGUUAACGAAGCUGGAACCCAUCCUUGGGCUAAAUGGCGCGACAUUUGCUUAGCACACAAAAAACCACGCAUUAUACUCGUCCAAGCCAAUACCAUACUUCACAAUGGCACAGUCGAAUUAAAAACCUAUGAAGCAACUCACGAGGGCUAUAUCCAAUCCUGGGUGGAGCGUUACCCCAAUACAGAUGUUGACGAUGUGCUUGAGGACAUAGUCGAGCAGGAUAAGAAAUACUUUCCCAAAGCCUUUGCAAACUGAAUAAAAUUCAAUUGCAUUUAUGCUAGUUUCAUAGAGUAUUUCAUAUUAAAUAUAAAACAUCGUUUUUAUACCUUCA
Messenger RNA from Scaptodrosophila lebanonensis, 2811 nucleotides. RefSeq names its product dipeptidyl peptidase 3 (gene DppIII). Gene Ontology annotation, cellular component: cytoplasm. The record is from RefSeq and is a predicted model, not a curated record. NCBI's taxonomy places the organism in Eukaryota, Metazoa, Arthropoda, Insecta, Diptera, Drosophilidae. Gene Ontology annotation, biological process: proteolysis. The transcript has 4 exons. The coding region runs from base 366 to 2735 and encodes 789 amino acids. Gene Ontology annotation, molecular function: metalloexopeptidase activity; dipeptidyl-peptidase activity.